AGAGGCAACAUUGUUACAAGGCUAUAGAGAGGGUGAAGUCAUUCAAAACUUCAAAUUUUAGUUUCAGCAAAAUGCCAAUGGAGGAGGGAGAUGUAUGCUUUGCACACCUUAGAAGCAAGCUGCAAGCUUGUCUUGAUAGAAACUGUCAUUUGGAGAAGGAGAACAAAGCACUUCGACAAGAAAUCCUCCACUUAAAAGGCCAAAUCACUAAGCUACAAGCCCAGGAUGCCGAUAAAUCUAUGAUAUGGAAGAAGCAACAAAAUCACAUCAACAAAAACAGUCCAUCACAGGAAAAGCAACUUGUUCAAAUCGACAAUGUGGAGGAAGGAUUGGGGGUUGAUAAUUCACUGACUAGGCGGGAAAUCUUCUGUUCAGCAAUUAAGGCAAGAUCACCAAGGGUGCCAAGGCCACCACCAAGGCCUACCACUUGUUUGCAAUUGGCACCAAAACUAACUGGAAAGGAAUCACAGUUGCCAUCUCCAUUGAUGCCACCACCACCUCCCCCUCUUCCAUCAAAUCUGCAAAGAAGAUCCAGCAAUUCAUUGAGAAAAGUACCAGAAGUAGCAGAAUCAAAGUUACCUCCGUCACCACCACCACCACCCCCACUCCCAUCAAAGCUGCAAGUCAGAGCCAGCAGUUCAGUGAGAAGAGCACCAGAAGUAGUGGAAUUCUAUCAUUCAAUAACUAGAAGGGAUGGGAAACCAGAAACAAAGACAGGCAUUGCAGGAACACAAGUAACUUCAAAUGCGCGGGAAAUGAUUGGAGAAAUUGAGAAUCGGUCGGCAUAUCUCUUAGCUAUAAAAUCAGAUGUUGAAACCCAAGGUGAGUUCAUCAGCUUCUUGAUAAAGGAAGUACAGAAUGCAACAUAUACGGAGAUCUCUGAUGUGGAGGCAUUUGUCAAGUGGCUGGAUGAGGAACUGUCUUAUUUGGUAGAUGAGAGGGCAGUGCUCAAGCACUUUCCCCAGUGGCCUGAGCAGAAAGCAGAUGCAAUGAGAGAAGCAGCCUUUGGCUACCGAGAUCUAAAGAAUCUUGAAUCUGAGGUCUCGUCCUUCUCUGAUGAUCUGCGCCAACCCACGGGUGUUGCCCUCAAGCGAAUUCGGGCAUUGCAAGAAAAAUUGGAAUGUAGUGUUCACAACCUUGAGAGAGUCAGGGAUAGCGCAAGCAAGAGGUACAAAGAAUUCCAGAUUCCCUGGGAAUGGAUGCUUGACACGGGCAUCAUCGCACAGUUAAAAUCAGGCUCCAUGAGGCUUGCUAAAAAAUAUAUGAAUCGGGUAAUUACUGCACUGCAAUCAUAUGCAUCCUCAGAGGAUGAGGAGCUGAUGCUUCAAGGAGUUAGAUUUGCUUUCCGGGUACACCAGUUCGUCGGUGGGUUCGAUGAGGAGAGCAGGAACGCAUUUCAAGAAUUGAGGAAGUUAGCCAGCAGUAUUUAUUCCUAAAAAAAACUAGGAGCCUACUGCAGGUUGGCACUGAAAUAUAUAAAUUUCUUAAAUCAAGGACCAGUUGAAACAGCAUAAGCUCUAUAAAUUUAUUGAAGGAGCAAAACGCGCAUUGCUAAAGUUUGCUUAAGUGUUUAUAUAUAUAUAGAUAUUCUUACUGCUAGUUUGCAAUUUUCUUAUAACAUAAACAGAACAAAAGGAGACAAUUCCUCGAGAUAUUUAAUAUUUAUAAAGGGUCGCACAAGUUAUCACAUUGUCAGAUUCAUAUACAUGAACCUAUUGUCAUGCUCACAUACUCUUUGUUCAGUUACUUUAUACUCCAACCACAGAAAGAAAUGCACUAGGAAAUCAAAUUUGUAAUUUUCUACACUUCAU
This is a messenger RNA of Dioscorea cayenensis subsp. rotundata (Guinea yam), 1811 nucleotides long. Its product is annotated as protein CHUP1, chloroplastic-like. NCBI's taxonomy places the organism in Eukaryota, Viridiplantae, Streptophyta, Magnoliopsida, Dioscoreales, Dioscoreaceae. Gene Ontology annotation, cellular component: chloroplast outer membrane. The record is from RefSeq and is a predicted model, not a curated record. Gene Ontology annotation, biological process: chloroplast organization.